UUCUUGCAUUGCCACUUCAUAGGUGAUACUCACUCAGAUUUCUCUAGGAUUAUAAAAGGAAUACACAAAAAUACAAAAUGGUAUACAACUACACAAAACCUCGCGGUCCCAUCGCGGCUAUGUACAGCAGCCCUGGGCCAUGUUAUGGAUUACCUGGACUUGUGGGACAGAACACCCACGACCCUAGGAGUGUCCAUUCCAAGAAGCCAGCAUACCCAUUUGGAGUUCGUCACGGAAAAUUCAAGGAUGAGUGCUCUCCAGGACCUUGCUAUUUCCCCAACCCCAAAACAUACCGUGACGGAAAUGAUGGUACCCCACAUUACUCACUCUAUGCCCGUCAAAAGGAUAUGGCCAAUUUCAAGCCACCAGGCCCAGGAGCUUACUCCCCCGAGAAAGUCGGACCAUCAGCACACAAACACCACCCCGAAUACAGUUUCGGAACACGCCACAGACACAGGAAAUCAGACAACACACCAGCUGCCAAUAGUUACUCACUCCCCCAUAUGUUAGGCUCAACUAAGCAGAGUGGCAAACGACAAGCCCCAUGCUAUUCUCUCACUGGUAGAAGCAAAACUGGUUCAUUCCACGAAGAUAUGCAAAGAACUCCAGGACCCGGAACAUAUAACACCACCACUCCACAAACUUAUAAAGACAAGGCACCUCUAUACAGUAUGACCUCAAGAAACCCCAUGCCAGGGGAUGGUACACAAAAACCAGGCCCAGGAGCACAUUCACCAGAAAAGACAUUAUAUGCAACAAAAAGAAAUGCGCCAGCAGCAACAUUUGGAAUUCGCCAUUCACAAUACACCGCUCCUUUAAUCGUUGAGCCAGUCGAUUAGCCAAUCCUAUAAUUUAUUACAAAACGUCCGUGUUAACAAAACUGAGCGUCCACAUUACUCAUUUGGUAUCCGCCAUAGUGAAUAUACAGCUCCUUUAAUCGUUGAUGUACAGGAUUAGAGCAUUAUCAGCCAUAGUUAGAACAAUGUGGACAAAAGUCUGGGGGACGAUAAUUCCUCCACCCUACUCCCGAAGCCAGCUCUCUUAUAUGGAAAAACAAUUUCGAUUUUCUGACUUUUUCGAUAACUUAUAAAAUAGGACUCUGUGUUUUCAAUUCUGGAGGCUGUUAAACAGUUAUUAUAAGAGAGUGGUUGAUUAAACCAUGCAAUAAGGAGUAAGGGGAAAUAGAAGGGAUCAUUCCUGUCAUGACUAACACAUUCUCCGUUAUGAUAAUCGAACAGCAUAAUGGAGGAUGAUACAAAAAACAGCUAGGAAAAUCCAAAGAAUUAUUUUUAUAAAUAUGUACAUUUGUAAAUAAUUGUAAUAUAUUUGUAAAUUGUACAAAUUCAUAAUCAUGAUAUUAAUAUUUCAUUAAUGUUCAUUUCAACAGUACACAUGUCAAAAUUGUGAUGUGUUUCUAGAAUGUGAUACUAGCUAUUGUCAAUCAAGAGGGAAGAAUAUUUCCUCCAUUUUACUGCUGUAUUCAGUUGUAUUUUUUACAUUUACACACAGCAUUUUAACAGUUUGUGAUGUUACACUGUCUAUAAAAGGCAUUAUAAAGAUGUAUGAUGCUAAAGCAGAAUCAGUAUUCAAGAAGAGCAAAUAAACGCCUGAGAAGGCAUUUUGUAUGAAACAUA
Molecule: messenger RNA, 1634 nt
Organism: Owenia fusiformis
Lineage: Eukaryota; Metazoa; Annelida; Polychaeta; Sabellida; Oweniidae
Source: the annotation of a GenBank genome assembly